Messenger RNA from Exophiala viscosa, 2568 nucleotides. RefSeq names its product DNA replication licensing factor MCM7. Gene Ontology annotation, biological process: double-strand break repair via break-induced replication; DNA replication; DNA replication initiation. The coding region runs from base 119 to 2560 and encodes 813 amino acids. The transcript has 4 exons. NCBI's taxonomy places the organism in Eukaryota, Fungi, Ascomycota, Eurotiomycetes, Chaetothyriales, Herpotrichiellaceae. Gene Ontology annotation, molecular function: ATP binding; single-stranded DNA helicase activity; ATP hydrolysis activity. Gene Ontology annotation, cellular component: nucleus; MCM complex. The record is from RefSeq and is a predicted model, not a curated record.
GCUCGCUUGCACAAUCGCAGCCCCCUGCUUUUGAAUCUCGAAUAAGCCCAGCAGACAUUUGACCUGCACAUCUUGCGAAGAGUUUCUACCAUCAACCUCCGCACAGCCGUACAGCACCAUGGCGCUUCUACAACAUAAAGCUCUUGCAGACUACGCGAAGCAAUUGGAAGCAUUUCAAUCCUUCCUAGAGAAGUUCGAAACUUCCAAAACCUCUUCAGACGCUGCCGCCGACGAAGCCAUUGACGGCCUUCAUCUAGAUGGCGACCACACGAGCGACGAGUAUGACUUUAUGGACGAUGUAGCAGAUGAAAGCGCAACAAGACGGCGGCCCAAGAGAAAGUAUAUGGACAUGCUUCAAGAGGUCGCAGACCGAGAGCGCCAGAACAUCCUAGUAGAGCUGGAUGACCUCCAAGAGUUCGAAGACUCAUUGCCAGACGAACUCAACCUAAGACUAGUCGAGUCUGUCGCCAAUAACACCAAGCAUUAUGUUGACCUUUUCUCGGAUGCGGUCGAUAAGAUCAUGCCAAAAGCCAGCAAAGACAUUUCCUUCAAGGAUGAUGUGCUGGACAUUAUCAUGGCGCAACGAGCGAAGCGAAACGAAACCGUUGCCAAUGCUAUGGAAGCAGAUGCUGACACCACUUUGCCUGUCUCCACGUUCCCUCCCGAAUUGACAAGAAGAUACACUCUGAACUUCAAACCUGCCACGGCGACCGGAUCUGAUGCUGCAAAGAAGACCCUCGCUGUACGCCAAGUACGUGGAGAGCAUUUGGGACAUCUCAUUACAGUCCGCGGCAUUACCACAAGAGUUUCAGACGUCAAGCCAAGCAUAAGGAUACAAGCAUAUACGUGUGAUCGAUGCGGAUGCGAGAUUUUCCAGCCAAUUACCUCCAAGAACUUUACACCACUACAGAUGUGUCCAUCAGAAGAAUGCAAGCAAAAUGACUCCAAAGGUCAAUUGUUUGCUUCGACUCGGGCCUCGAAAUUCUUGCCGUUCCAGGAAGUCAAGAUUCAAGAAAUGGCAGACCAAGUGCCUGUCGGUCAUAUUCCAAGAACUCUGACUAUUCACUGCAAUGGAAGUCUUGCACGACAGCUGAAUCCGGGCGAUGUAGUCGAUAUCGAUGGCAUAUUCCUCCCGACUCCAUAUACUGGCUUCCGAGCUAUUCGAGCCGGUCUGUUGACAGACACAUACCUUGAGGCACAGAAUAUCACUCAACAUAAGAGAGCAUACCAGGAUCUGAAGAUGGACCCUCGCGUCAUUCGCCGCAUCGAAUCUUUCAAAGCUACAGGCCAUAUGUACGAAUAUCUGGCUCGAUCGAUUGCUCCAGAAAUCUAUGGUCACCUCGAUGUCAAGAAGGCACUCCUGCUACUUCUAAUCGGUGGAGUAACUAAGACGAUGGGCGACGGCAUGCGCAUUCGUGGAGACAUCAAUAUCUGCCUGAUGGGUGAUCCUGGUGUGGCCAAAUCGCAACUGCUGAAAUACAUCACCAAAGUCGCACCACGGGGCGUCUACACAACCGGCCGAGGAUCCAGUGGUGUAGGUUUGACCGCGGCCGUAAUGCGAGACCCAGUGACCGACGAAAUGGUUCUGGAAGGUGGAGCUCUAGUUCUCGCGGACAACGGCAUCUGCUGCAUUGACGAGUUCGACAAGAUGGACGAUGGCGACCGCACAGCCAUCCACGAAGUCAUGGAACAACAAACCAUAUCCAUCAGCAAAGCCGGGAUAUCAACGACCCUGAAUGCCCGUACAUCUAUUUUGGCUGCCGCCAAUCCUCUUUACGGACGGUACAACCCGCGCAUUUCUCCGGUGGACAACAUCAAUCUGCCCGCGGCUUUGCUGUCUCGAUUUGACGUGCUUUUCCUCAUUCUCGACACGCCCUCACGUGAAGCCGACGAAGAACUCGCCAGCCACGUCUGCUACGUGCACAUGCAUAAUCGUCACCCGGAGCGUGAAGGUGAGGGUGUCGUGUUUGCGCCCGAAGAGGUUCGCCAGUACAUUGCCCAGGCUCGCACGUUCAGGCCCAACGUGCCCAAAUCUGUUUCUGAGUACAUGGUCGGCGCGUACGUGCGGAUGCGGCAGCAGCAGAAGCGCGAUGAGGGUUCGAAGAAGCACUUCACGCAUACAUCGCCUCGAACGCUGCUGGGCGUGCUACGUCUGUCGCAGGCUCUUGCCCGGUUACGCUUCAGCAAUGAGGUAGUCAACGAGGAUGUGGAUGAGGCUUUGCGGCUGAUCGAAGUGUCUAAGGCGAGUCUGUACAAUGACCAGCGUGCACAGGGCGAUCAGACGGUCAGUUCGCGAAUUUACGAUCUAGUCCGAGGCAUGAGGGAGUCGGGUGCCGCGAGUGUCGGACGUGGAACCAGAGGAGAACUCAAUAUGAGGCGUGUAAGCGAGUUGAUCUUGGCCAAGGGUUUCACGCAGGAUCAAUUGACGAGAACGGUGGAGGAGUAUGAAUUGCUGGACGUCUGGCAACUUGCCAACAAUGGAACCAGGCUGGUCUGGAUCGAGGCUGGCGAUAGUGACGAAGAUGAUGAGAACAUGGGUGAUGGGGACGACUCGGAGUGAAGGGGUCG